This is a messenger RNA of Chiloscyllium plagiosum (whitespotted bambooshark), 2703 nucleotides long. Its product is annotated as hematopoietic prostaglandin D synthase-like. NCBI's taxonomy places the organism in Eukaryota, Metazoa, Chordata, Chondrichthyes, Orectolobiformes, Hemiscylliidae. Gene Ontology annotation, biological process: glutathione metabolic process. The record is from RefSeq and is a predicted model, not a curated record. Gene Ontology annotation, molecular function: glutathione transferase activity.
UCCCGGUCCAGGGGUGGGGGUAUUACCAUUGCGUCACUUUAAAGCUCCGUUGAAAUUGCUCUGCUGGUGUGUUCCGUUUCCACGAAUUUGCUCCGUGCUCCGCCCCUCCAACUUUGGGAACAACCGCGCUGGGCGGAUGGUGCAAAGAGGAUUUAAAGGGUGGUGGGAGCUGAUCUGUAUUCCACAUCAUUCAACCGCAUUCCCCGCCAGGAAAAUCUCAUCCUGACUCCUAACUGCAGGACCAUUUCGGUUAAAGGAGACAUUUCAGGUGCAUUGAAAAUCCAGGUUGAAACAUGCCAAACUACAAGUUGACCUACUUUAAAAUACGAGGGAGAGCUGAGACUGCUCGUUAUAUUUUUGCAUACAGUGGAAUAAACUACGAAGACAACACUGUGGACAUAAUGGAUUGGCCCGAUGUAAAACAAUCUCUGCUCUUUCGACAAAUUCCGAUUCUGAAGGUGGACAAAACUGAGAUCAACCAGAGCACUGCUAUUGCGAGAUAUUUGGCCCGAGAAACAGGCCUAGCAGGAAAAACCAACCUCGAACAAGCUCAAGUGGAUGCCAUUGUGGACACAAUAAAUGAUUUCAUGAAUAUGUUCCCCUGGACCGAAAAGGACCCCAGUGUGAAACAAAAGAUAACAGAAGAUGUUUUUGCCAAUAACAUCCCUUUGCUUCUGGAUGGGUUGAGCAAGCUCUUGGGAGACCAAAUGUGGUUUGUUGGUGAUUCAGUUACCUGGGCCGAUUUUCACUGGGCCGUCUGUUCCAUCACCCUCACUAAUCUAAAUGUUGAUGUCUUGCAUAACUAUCCCAAAUUGUUAGCUUUGAAAGAACGUGUGGAAGCUCUUCCUAAAAUCGCAGCCUGGAUAGAACGGAGACCAAAAACUCCAUUGUAAAAUUACAGCCUUCAGUUAAAGGUGCCUAGAACAUGAAAUGAAACCUUAUUUUCUAAACUGGUUUAAUUCUUUAACCAUUACUUCCAAUAACAGUCCUGGGUCUGUAAUAUGUUUUAUAGAUUUCAAGUCUAUAAACUCUUAAGUUUCUCAUUUGUUAACCUUUUGACAUGGACAGGCUGCAUGGGUUAAGCUUGUAUUCUCAUGGGUUAAUGGAGGAUUGAGUAGCGAUGUUUAAUAAUUAUAGGCUGUGAUAGGACAGAAAGCAAGACAUGAAGGAGCAUAUGCUUAAAGUUAGAGCUAAGUUGUUUGGGUUGUCGGGAAGUACUUCCUUUGCACAAGGGGCAGUAGAAAUCAUGCCUCAAAAUUCUUGAAAUUGAGGACAAGGAGUGGUUGGAAGUGCCAUAACAGAGGUGGAUAGACUUUGCUCAAUAACGUUACUAUGGGACAUGGAGCCAAGUUGUGUAAAUGAAGUCAAAGAUCAGUCAUGGUCUCAUCAAAUGCCAACACAGGCUUAAAGGAGUUGAAUGGCCUACUUCUGUCCUUGUGUUAAUUAGCACUUGGCUUUAAUCAUUACUGUAAUGUGUUGUGUGAAAUUGAGAAUGCUCAUGUGGUGCAAUGGUAAUACCCCUACCUUUGGAUCAGAUAGCCUAGUUUCAAGUCCCACCUGCUCCAAAGCUGUGCCCUAACAGGUUGGUGAGAAGUAAAAACAGAAAUUACUGGAAAACCUCAGCAGGGCAGGACUGGCAGCAUCUGUGGAGAAAAAAAGGUUGAGGCCAGUGACUUCAUCAGAACUAAGUUCCAGCAACUGCAGUUUGUUGCUUUUUGGUUGGUUAGAAGUCUCUUUGGGUAGAACAGGACCAAUGUUGUCAGGAUUAUUUAUCCCCCAAUCAGAGCCAGAAGUUGCAAAUGGCAUGCUGCCCACCCAGAGACAGAGUAACUGAUUCUAUAAAACAGACCAGGAAAUAUCUGGGAAUAGGAGAGCAGCCAAGGGUUGGUUGAAACAAGUAUUGUAAAUAGAAGUAUUUUAAGGUCUUAGAGGGAGUUUAAAGAAACGUGAGGGGUUAAUUUAGAGAAGAAAAUAAAGAGCUGAAGGGUGAUAGUCUUUACCCAGUUUUGUGCUAUCUGGGAGGAGGGGUUUCAUGGUAGUCAUCAAUGUGUUGCUAUGUGGGAAGUCAAAGGAGGAAGGGUUGCAUUAUUAGAUCAUCAGAGUGAGCUCUGGAAUAACUGAAAGGAUAUAAUGAAAUAAAAGGAAUCAAUUGCUGCUGGUGGAGGGGAAACUAAAUGGUGGGGGCAGAUUAAAGGUUAGGUUUGGGACGAGAUAAAGAGAAUGGGUUUAAUAAAGAUCUAGUAGAACCAGAAGCUUAUUUGAAAUGGAGUUAUCAAGGAGUUGGGAAAAUAUCAUGGGACAGUAAAUAUGAUGUUGUAGAACCAACUAAAAAACAUUAAAUAAUGGGGGGAAAAAAAAGAGUACGGUUCAAAAGCCCCAAAAGCAAAUUUAGUCAUAUUAUGAAUAAUGAAAGAGUAUUUUAAAAAAAAUCCCAAUUUGUUGCUUUGGCCUCAUAGCCUCAAGUAAAGAAUCCUUGAAAGGAAUAACUGGGUCUGCCUCAGAUACUUCUUGAAACUACCAUUAGAAACUUUAGUGAACUUAUCCCUUAAUCUGUUCUGCUGUUUCUUCAUACCUCAUGGUUGUUAUGUCAGCAUUGAUUAGACCAGUGCUGUGUAACAGAUUAGCUACAAUGGCUAACUGGGAAACCUGAUGUGCCUAAUUGAAUUUCUGAUUAAACAAAUAAAAAGAAUUCUUGUAUUUUAA